Cryptomeria japonica (Japanese cedar) is the source of this 1552-nucleotide messenger RNA. RefSeq names its product cinnamoyl-CoA reductase-like SNL6. Gene Ontology annotation, molecular function: oxidoreductase activity, acting on the CH-OH group of donors, NAD or NADP as acceptor. Bases 353 to 1264 code for a protein of 303 amino acids. The transcript is spliced from 6 exons. The record is from RefSeq and is a predicted model, not a curated record. Lineage: Eukaryota; Viridiplantae; Streptophyta; Pinopsida; Cupressales; Cupressaceae.
GUUCUUGUGCGUAACAAAUGAAGCAUGAUGAUGUCCAGGUUUUACUUCUUUCUGUCCACUAACAAAUCAAAAACCAAAGCCAAUUGUUUGUUUUCGAUUAUGUUAUUAAAAUUAACAAUAACGAUGCUAGCUAACCAUUCUGCCAAUUCAAUUAACAGCUCUAUUCUUCACCUGCCCUUCUUUAAUACCCCAGCUAUAUACACAGCAGGCGCAUUUAUCAUGAAUUAUGUGCCCUAUUUAAGGCCUUACUAGGCAAUCAGAAUUUGAGUAGGCUGCACCGCCACAACAGAAGAAUUCACCAGUUUGCUGCAAGUUCAGACAAGAGUCUGAAUACAGGGUAGCAUAAGCAAAGAUGCCUGCUUUUACUCAGAGGGAUUUGGAUGCAGCAAAUGGCAGGGGAAAGGUUGUGUGUGUGAUGGAUGCAUCUACUUAUGUAGGACUAUCGAUUGUUCAGGGUCUUCUAAACAGGGGAUACACUGUGCAUGCAACUAUUCAGAAUGGAGGUGAAGUUGAAUCUUUAAAGAAAUUAAGUGGGCAGCGGUUGAAGAUCUUGUAUGCUGAUAUGUUGGAUUAUCACAGCAUAGUGGAUGCACUUAGUGGAUGUUCUGGUCUUUUCUACACAUUUGAUUCCCCUCAAUAUGAUGAGGUCAUUGCUGAAAUUGAAGUGAGGGCAGCCCACAAUGUCCUGGAAGCAUGUGCCCAUACUGAAACUAUUGAAAAAGUGGUAUUCACAUCUUCAGUUGCUGCAGUAGUUUGGAGAGAAGAUAGAAAUUCAAUUUCUGAUCUCCGUGAAAAGCAUUGGAGCGAUGUGAACCUUUGCAGAAAAUUGAAGCUGUGGUAUGCACUGGGAAAGACACUAUCAGAGAGGACAGCAUGGGCUCUGGCCAUGGACAGAGGCGUAAAUAUGGUGACAAUUAAUGCAGGUCUGGUUAUAGGGCCUGGCUCUGUAAAUAAAACCUCAGGAUCCACCAUAGCAUAUCUCAAAGGUGCUGCACAAAUGUAUGAGAAUGGACUAUUAGCCAGUGCGGAUGUAAGGUUUGUUGCAGAGGCUCACAUCUGUGCAUUUGAGGAAGCUUGUGCAUAUGGGAGGUAUAUCUGCUUCAACCAAAUGGUCAACAAUGCUCAGAAUGCUGACAAGCUUGCAGAGAGUUUAAGAUCACUCGCACCAUUUCCUGACAGAUGUGAAGAUUUAAGCGUGUACCAACAGCGUCUGAGCAACAAGAAGCUGACUGAACUCAUGCUUGGAAACAACAAAAUGCAAUAAAAACGUUUGGCAUCAUGUCUCAGCAAUAUAAAGCAUACCAAUUCUAUAAAAAAAAAACAUUUCGGCAUCAGGUGAAGAAGAGAAGUUAUGAAGUGAAGCAGCAAACAGUUAGAAGCAAUCAUCUCAUAAAGCGGACAAGCUUUUGAGCUUGAGUUGAACUUUGGAGCUGAGACAUUUGGAGUCUAAUCAACUACAGCUCCAUACUUACCCUGCUCAUGAAAAAUGAAUUUUACUGUUAAAAAUUUAUGCUUACCUUUAAUGAUAUAUUAGUGUGUGAAUUGAUGAUUU